This is a messenger RNA of Sorghum bicolor (sorghum), 1981 nucleotides long. RefSeq names its product cell division control protein 6 homolog. The coding region runs from base 87 to 1565 and encodes 492 amino acids. Gene Ontology annotation, cellular component: nucleus. The transcript is spliced from 17 exons. Gene Ontology annotation, molecular function: DNA replication origin binding; ATP hydrolysis activity. The record is from RefSeq and is a predicted model, not a curated record. Lineage: Eukaryota; Viridiplantae; Streptophyta; Magnoliopsida; Poales; Poaceae. Gene Ontology annotation, biological process: cell division; DNA replication initiation; mitotic DNA replication checkpoint signaling.
CCCGCCAUCCAAAUCCAACAUUCCUCCCCCAAAUUGUCUCCCAUCCCCAAAGUAAAAACCGCCAAUUCCCCUCCCGGCGAGCCACAAUGCCGACUCUCCGCAGCGCGACGGCGAACGCGUCGUCCGUGGCCGUGGGCACGCCAUCCCCUGCGGCGGCGAGCACGCCGCGCAGCGUCAAGCGCCGGCUGACGCCAGGCCGCGCCGGCGAGUUGCCCGCCGCGUCGCGGCACACCUCCCCUCACAGAUCCCCGCACGCCGGCACCGGAACCGUAUGCAUGCCGAAGCUGCUCUCCGCGUCGCCGAAGUCCUCCAGGAAGCGUCUCUACGGCGACCUUGUCGCAGCCGAGAAGCCCAAGUGGAAUCCCCGAGAUGCCGCGCAGAUGAGGGCUGUCAAGGAGGCGCUGCACGUGGCAACAGUGCCGUCGUCUGAAUUGGUUUGCCGGGACAACGAGCUCAGGCGCGUCCUUGAGUUCUGUAAGGCUAGUGUUGAGCAGGAGAAGGCUGGUAGCCUCUAUGUCUGUGGGUGCCCUGGCACAGGGAAGACAUUGUCUAUUAACAAGAUCAAGGAUAGCUUGGUGUGUUGGGCGGAUGAGAUGGGAAUGGAGACACCUGAUUCCUUAGCAAUCAAUUGUACAAACCUAGCCAACACCUCAGAGAUUUUUGGCAAGAUACUAGGAAAAUUUCAGAACCGAAAGAAAGGAAGCAGCAAAUUGUCGCCACUUCAGCAACUUCAGAGCAUGUUUUCCAGCAAGGAUUCAGCUCCAAGAAGAAUGAUGCUGGUCAUUGUGGAUGAGAUGGACUACUUAAUAACAAGAGACCGUGCUGUGCUACAUGAUCUUUUCAUGCUUACGACUUGUGCAUUCUCUAGAUGCAUACUAAUAGGAAUUGCAAAUGCCAUAGACUUAGCAGAUCGGUUUCUUCCAAAGCUUGAAUCCUUAAACUGCAAGCCUCUUGUUGUGACUUUUCGAGCAUAUUCCAAGGAUCAAAUAUCUGACAUUGUUAAGCAUAGGCUAAAGGGUCUUGAGUAUGAUGUUUUUGAACCACUAGCUCUGGAGUUUUGUGCUAGAAAAGUUGCAGCAGCCUCUGGUGACAUGAGAAAAGCUCUAGGCGUUUGCAGGAGUGCUGUGGAGGUUCUUGAAGCAAGGCUACAAGAUUCCCCUGAUCAAGAACUAGGAAUAGUGACAUUUGACCAUAUGGAUAUAGCUUUGUCAAAAGCAUUCAAGUCAGCAGUCAUAGAUAGCAUACUAUGUCUUCCCCAGCACCAACAGAUGGUGCUGUGUGCGUUGGCAAAUACUUUUCAGCAUUGCAAGAAAAAGGCUACUACUCUAGGCGAGCUCAACAAAUCGUACAUUGAGAUUUGUAGAUCAACCCAAGUUCCAGCAGUUGGAAUGCUUGAAUUUUCUAACAUGUGUAUGGUUUUGAGCGAUCAGGGGUUCAUGAAGCUAGGGCAAUCCAAGGAAGAUAAGCUUAGGAGAGUAACACUUCAGAUUGACAGUUCAGAUAUCACUUUUGCCUUUAAGGGAAAUCGUUUCUUUCAAAAAUGCCUGGAGCAGCCAAGAUGCUAACUAGACUCACAGUAGAUCAAUGCAUGUAGCCAAUUGUUGUUAUACACUACAGUAUUUAGUUUAUUGACAUUGUCAAGUACCAGCAGUUUCAACCCUGGAUGUGCUACUCAGGUACUUUCAUUCAACAUGAUCAAAUCUUGGUUACAUCAUGAAGCUCUUUCUUGGAGUGCGGAGAUAAGUGUACAUGUGAUGAGUUAUGAUAGUAUUAUGUGACACAAUUCUUCCAAAGGAUAGCUGAGUGUAGUUAUGAUUUCUCAAUUUUUGGUUCUUCCACAACUGAUCGAUCAAGUAGCUAACCAUUUUUUUGAGGCAAACAUGUAUCUAAUCAUUGAGCAUACCAAGAACGUUUAUUGGCACAUUUCUUGCUGAUAGUUGAAAUCAGUAAUGAGAAACUGCAAUUUAAUGUCUCUGCGAAA